AUGUCGCUGAAUCUAGAUGUUUCCAACGCGGCGGUAGUGAAGGAUGAGCAAGGUCGGCCCUUCAUUGUCGUUAGAGAUCAGGGGAAGAAGAAGCGCCAGUUUGGCAACGAAGCUGUCAAGUCACAUAUCCUCGCUGCCCGAACGGUCGCCAACAUCGUCAAGACAUCACUCGGUCCUCGCGGUCUCGACAAGAUUCUCAUCUCACCGGACGGCGACAUCACGGUCACGAACGAUGGAGCCACCAUUCUCCAGCAGAUGGAUGUCAGCAACCACGUUGCCAAGCUGCUAGUGGAGCUGUCAAAAUCACAGGAUGAGGAAAUUGGUGAUGGCACAACGGGUGUUGUUGUCCUCGCUGGUGCCCUCUUGGAGCAGGCUGCCGACCUCAUCGACAAGGGCAUUCACCCUAUCCGUAUUGCCGACGGCUACGACCAGGCCUGCGAUAUUGCUGUCGCCGAGCUGGACAAGAUCUCAGACACGAUCGAGUUUACAAAGGAGGAGACUACCAACCUGCUCAAGGUCGCACGGACGAGUUUGGGAAGCAAGAUUGUCUCCAAGGCUCAUGACCAGUUCGCCAAGAUUGCUGUUGACGCGGUUCUGUCGGUGGCUGAUCUUGAGCGCAAGGAUGUGGACUUUGAGCUGAUCAAGGUUGACGGCAAGGUCGGUGGCGCUCUCGAGGACACCAUUCUUGUCAAGGGUGUGAUUAUCGACAAGGACUUUUCUCACCCUCAGAUGCCCUCAGAAGUCAAGGAUGCCAAGAUUGCAAUCUUGACUUGCGCUUUCGAGCCUCCUAAGCCCAAGACCAAGCACCACCUCGACAUCACAAGCGUAGAAGAGUUCAAGAAGCUGCAAAACUACGAGAAGGACAAGUUCAUAGAGAUGAUUCAGCAGAUCAAGGAUACCGGCGCCAACUUGGCCAUCUGCCAGUGGGGUUUCGACGAUGAGGCCAACCAUCUACUGCUCCAGAACCAGCUCCCCGCUGUUCGAUGGGUUGGCGGUCCUGAGAUUGAGCUGAUUGCCAUUGCAACCAAUGGCAGGAUAGUGCCUCGCUUUGAGGAUCUGAAGGCUGAGAAGCUGGGUUCUGCUGGCAUUGUCAGAGAAAUGUCUUUCGGAACAACAAGGGAGAAGAUGCUGGUUAUCGAGGAGUGCGCCAACACCCGAGCUGUGACUGUUUUCGUACGAGGAAGCAACAAGAUGAUCAUUGACGAGGCUAAGCGUUCUCUCCACGAUGCUCUCUGCGUUGUAAGAAACUUGGUAAGGGACAACCGAGUCGUAUAUGGAGGUGGUGCCGCAGAGAUCGCCUGCUCCUUGGCAGUAGAGGAUGCUGCAGGCAAGACUCCUGGUCUGGAACAGUAUGCCAUGCGCGCCUUUGCUGAGGCCUUGGAUGCCGUCCCCAUGGCCCUGGCCGAGAACAGCGGUCUCAACUCCAUCUCAACCCUGGCAGAGGUGAAGAGCCAGCAGGUCAAGGCAGGCCCUGAGAACAAAGGAAAGCUUGGUGUUGACUGCAUGGGACGGGGCGAUAACGACAUGAAGUCCGCUUUUGUCAUUGACCCGUUGAUUAGCAAGAAGCAACAGCUGCAGUUGGCGACACAGCUGUGCCGAAUGGUUCUCAAGGUUAACAAUGUCAUUGUGUCUGGCGCUGAUGAUAACGAUUUCUAA
This is a messenger RNA of Trichoderma gamsii, 1656 nucleotides long. Its product is annotated as T-complex protein 1 subunit epsilon. Gene Ontology annotation, biological process: protein folding. The record is from RefSeq and is a predicted model, not a curated record. Lineage: Eukaryota; Fungi; Ascomycota; Sordariomycetes; Hypocreales; Hypocreaceae. Gene Ontology annotation, cellular component: chaperonin-containing T-complex. Bases 1 to 1656 code for a protein of 551 amino acids. Gene Ontology annotation, molecular function: ATP binding; ATP-dependent protein folding chaperone; ATP hydrolysis activity. The transcript has 5 exons.